Messenger RNA from Talpa occidentalis (Iberian mole), 2427 nucleotides. It is a transcript of the gene ADORA1, whose product is annotated as adenosine A1 receptor. Gene Ontology annotation, biological process: G protein-coupled adenosine receptor signaling pathway. Bases 222 to 1202 code for a protein of 326 amino acids. NCBI's taxonomy places the organism in Eukaryota, Metazoa, Chordata, Mammalia, Eulipotyphla, Talpidae. Gene Ontology annotation, cellular component: membrane; synapse; dendrite. The transcript is spliced from 3 exons. Gene Ontology annotation, molecular function: G protein-coupled adenosine receptor activity. The record is from RefSeq and is a predicted model, not a curated record.
GCCGGGCUGGGAGCGCUGCGGCGGGAGCCGGGAGGACCAUGAGCUGCCGCGCGGUGCCCAGCGCCCAGCCCUGCCCGGCGCAGCCCCCGAGCUCUGGGCGGCACCAGGUGCUCCGAACUUUGGGCCUCUCCUCUGGGACCCCCCGGCAGCCAGCAGGCAGGAUGGUGCCUGCCUCGUGCCCCUUGGUGCUUGUCUGCUGAUGUGCCCAGCCUGUGCCAGUCAUGCCGCCCUCCAUCACAGCCUUCCAGGCCGCCUACAUUGGCAUCGAGGUGCUCAUUGCCCUGGUCUCCGUGCCUGGGAACGUGCUGGUGAUCUGGGCAGUGAAGGUGAACCAGGCACUUCGGGAUGCCACCUUCUGCUUCAUCGUGUCGCUGGCGGUGGCUGAUGUGGCAGUGGGCGCUCUGGUCAUCCCCCUCGCCAUCCUCAUCAACAUUGGGCCUCAGACCUACUUCUACACCUGCCUCAUGGUCGCCUGCCCGGUCCUGAUCCUCACCCAGAGCUCCAUCCUGGCCCUACUGGCAAUUGCUGUGGACCGAUACCUCCGUGUCAAGAUCCCGCUCCGGUACAAGACCGUGGUGACUCCGCGGAGGGCGGCCGUGGCCAUCGCGGGCUGCUGGAUUCUCUCCUUUGUGGUGGGCCUCACGCCCAUGCUGGGCUGGAACAACCUGAGUGAGGUGGAGCGGGCCUGGGUGGCCAACGGCAGCGUGGGCGAGCCGGUCAUCAAGUGCGAGUUCGAGAAGGUCAUCAGCAUGGAGUACAUGGUCUACUUCAACUUCUUUGUCUGGGUGCUGCCCCCGCUGCUGCUCAUGGUCCUCAUCUACCUGGAGGUCUUCUACCUGAUCCGCAAGCAGCUCAACAAGAAGGUGUCAGCGUCCUCGGGCGACCCGCACAAGUACUAUGGGAAGGAGCUGAAGAUCGCCAAGUCACUGGCCCUCAUCCUCUUCCUCUUCGCGCUCAGCUGGCUGCCCCUCCACAUCCUGAACUGCAUCACCCUCUUCUGCCCAUCCUGCCAAAAGCCCAGCAUCCUCAUCUACAUCGCCAUCUUCCUCACACAUGGCAACUCGGCCAUGAACCCCAUCGUCUAUGCCUUUCGCAUCCAGAAGUUCCGGGUCACCUUUCUUAAGAUUUGGAAUGACCAUUUCCGCUGCCGGCCCGCACCCCCCAUUGACGAGGACCCCCCAGAAGAGAGGCCCGAUGACUAGACUCUGCCUUCUGCUCCCACCUGCCCACAUCCGGGUAUCUCAGCCCGGUCGGCACCUCCUCACUGUUUGACCCAUUCCCCAAAGCCUUCCCUGGCUGGGCUGUGGGGUGUGGUGCCCUGCACCUCGGCUCCUGGGGGAGGUUUGGAAGGGCAGCCUAUGGGGAAGGAACCAUGUAACCCAAGGGGAGAAGGGAAGUGGGCUGAGCCCCCCCACUUGCUGAGCAGCCCAGCAUUGACCUGGGUGACCCGCGGACUGAGAUGUCAAAGGUGCCGGGAGGGCAAACACAGGAAUCCCUUGGCGGUGCAAGCCCGAGACUCAACUUGAGAAGAGGACAGAUGUCCCUCCAGGAUCAGGGAAAGAGAGAAACUAAAUGUGCUGGCCUCGCUUUCUCUCCUGUUCUGCAGGAGAAGGUGGCCAGAGCAGCCAAGGGGUAGGAAUGAGGAGCCCCAGUCUUUACCAGGACUCCCACCAGAGAGCCCCACAGUGCCAGGACCCUGUGCUCCCUCCCGGCCAUACCGGGUGACUGGGUGCCUGCUCUCCUCAUUCUGGGGAGCCCGGGGUUAUAUAGGGGAGAGGCAGAAAGAGCAGGUCCAGAUAUCAUUUCCAACAUGUGUUUUAUUUUCCACUAUUUCAUUUGGACCCUGGGUGGGGUCUUGGAGGCCCCCAGUGAGAUUGGAGUGGUAGGUGCAGUUCUCAAAUACCCACCAGAUGGCAGCACUGAGCCCAAGGUCUUGCUGCACGUGUCCCAAGGAACAGCCUGGCCUGGACUCUUCCAGGUGACACCCCUCUCUGCGCUUCCUGGCCAGAUGGAGAGGAGAACCCCAUAUGUGCCAACUCUUGGGAGUCAUUCUGCCUGUCUGGGGAGGGGGUGGACUAGGGCAAGUGGACUGACUGCGCACUCUUGGGGUGGGGUGUGGCAGGCUGGCACAGGUCCGAGAAGACCACCCUCCUGAGUGGGGGUGGGAGGGCUUGUUGGCAUUCAAAUGCCUUCAGCCCUUUUGGCACUUAGCACUUUUUGGCGACUUCAAGAGCUCUGUAACAGCAUUGAGGCUUUCAAGGCAUCUGGGAAAGAACUGACGCCCUGCGAAGCCAGGAGCCCCUCGUCCGGAGAGCGGGGUUCUCAGUAUGAAAAGCAGCCCCAGGCCUUCACUCCAGGCCUUUCCCUCUGUCAGAGGGGGUGUCCCCUGCUCCCCAGGGUGGGCCACGUGACUAAUAAAAGCCUGAA